UUAUAAUUAUUGCUAGCAUUUGUUUUAUAUUGAUGGAUUCUUAAUUCUAAUGCAGUCAGGAGUUGCUGAUUUUCUUGCUAAAAGGUUGGAAGUAUUAUAGAUAAUGCAGUGCAAGAAAACAUACUUUAUAAGCAAGUUCCAUGUACGGUAAUCUGAUGGCUGAUCCUGAUUCAGAGUCGUCUAUAUUGGGUUUUAGGCACAUAAGCAGCUCACUUUUUAAUAUUCCUGGUUUCAUUGUUGGAUUUAGCACCAAGGGUCCUACGGAUUAUGAUUCCGUGCGAAGCCCUACAUCACCUCUCGAUUUGAGAGUGUUUGCAAAUCUUAGCAACCCUUUUGGGGUUAGGACUCCUAGAUCACCAUCUCAAAGGAGUUGUCAAAAGAAGUGGGAUUGCAAUAAGAUAGGUUUGGGCAUUGUGAAUUUGCUUGCUGAUGACAUUAAACCGGAUGGUGGAGACCUUGAUUCUUCGAAGAGAAAGAACAUAAUAUUUGGACCACAGGCGAAGACUAAAUUUCCUAGUUCCUCGAGGUAUUCCUGCGAAUUCCUCGGUAAUUCUAUGAAAUCCAAUUCUUUGCCUAGGAAUUACAUAAUCUCCCAGCUUUUCCAAGCUGGAAAAUCCAAUGCCAAGUCAACAAUUUCUAGUCUUGGCUUUGGAAAUGAGGAGGCACAGGUAAAACCCAAACCAGACCCCGGGCUUUCCUCCUUUUCUAUUUCCUCAACAAAAAACCUGAAUUUGAGUUCCAGAAGUUAUUGUUCAGAGAAUGGAACCAUCAGCACUAGUAGUUCACCUCUGCCAAUUGUCAGAUCUUUGCAAGUAGACAAUUCUUUGGUAAGUAAACCAAGUUCACUUCCUAUACUCUUAAGCAAUAGCCUGGUAUCUCUUCCUGCGCAUGAGAUAGAGCUUUCUGAGGAUUAUACUUGUAUAAUUUCUCAUGGUCCAAACCCUAAAACGACUCAUGCUUUCGGUGACUGUAUUUUGGAAUGUCACAACAACGAGUUAACCAUUUUUGACAGAAAAAUUGAGCCCUGUACCAAAGUGGCUACACCAGGUAAUGGCGAAAAGACUUUAGCACUUUACCCCUCCGAUGAGUAUUUGAGCUUCUGUUACACUUGCAAUAAAAAACUAGGGAAAGACGAAGACAUUUACAUGUACAGAGGUGAAAAGGCUUUUUGCAGCCUCGAUUGCCGCUCUCAGGAGAUUUUUGCCGGGGAGGAAAUGGAGAAAUCUUGUAAUAAUUCCUCCAACGGUUCUCUGGAGGAGAGCAACGAUGAAGACCUGUAAUGGACUAUUAUUUUGAUUGCUUUUUGUAGGCAUCGAUGCCAAGAGUGAUAACAUUAACCCGGAUGAUCAUCUGUUCGUAAAGAAAGAGCUGUUUAUGUGAAUAUACUUGCAGCCAUGGAUGAUCAAAGCAUAAAUCACGAAUCAGCAUCGAGUUUAAUUUAUAGUUCGGAGAUACAAAACAAUAUUAAUAGACGCUUGUUGCAUUAUAAUUUUGGAUUAGAUGAGCCCCAUCUCAUCGGUUUUCUUCUGCCUUUUAUGUCUUUUUUUACUCUUGCUCCUCUGUGGGAUGCUGUCUAAACCUCUUGAACUUGAAGGACUCAAUGUUGAACUCUGAAUGUAUGUGACAUUCUCAAGAUUAA
Messenger RNA from Hibiscus syriacus, 1639 nucleotides. Its product is annotated as FCS-Like Zinc finger 8-like. The record is from RefSeq and is a predicted model, not a curated record. The transcript has 2 exons. Bases 141 to 1280 code for a protein of 379 amino acids. Lineage: Eukaryota; Viridiplantae; Streptophyta; Magnoliopsida; Malvales; Malvaceae.